Colletotrichum destructivum is the source of this 2259-nucleotide messenger RNA. Its product is annotated as Putative heterokaryon incompatibility. The transcript has 2 exons. NCBI's taxonomy places the organism in Eukaryota, Fungi, Ascomycota, Sordariomycetes, Glomerellales, Glomerellaceae. The coding region runs from base 1 to 2259 and encodes 752 amino acids. The record is from RefSeq and is a predicted model, not a curated record.
AUGCAUUUACCCCGCUAUGUUGGUGACCUUGGGGCAGCACAUCUUCACGUUCUCUCCAAGCUCAAGAAUAAGAUGUCCACUCGGUGUACCCGCUGUGUAGGCGUCACCGUCGACAAUCUGGUCCGUCUUGCGGAGAUUGAGUUCCAGGCAGAUGAAUUCCCGAAAGAGGCCUUCUACCAACACCAUGAAUCAUUUCCCUUGCUAGAAAAAGCCGCAGAUGCCGGUUGCGAGCUAUGCCAGCUAAUCCUCAAGUGUUUUGUACACACGCCUUGCGAUGAAGAAGAGCCCAUUAAUUGGCCCGGGGGAUGGGACGAAGAUCUUGCUCGUCAUCGAACAGGGCAACGGCGGACGAUGUACACACUUGCUCAGCGACUUGUUGCCUCGGAUGUCAAGCUCUCUAUCAACGCCUCACACUUGUAUAGCUUCGAACCUCUUGAUGCCGUCGAGGUAUUUGAUGAGAUCAUGGUGCAAGUCGGUCCAUCCCAUACCAAUGACGAUGAGGGAUACGGCAUCUGGGGGUGUCCACCCCUGAAAUUAACCUUGACUGCUCAUAAAGGCAUUGAUACACGCUACAAAGAUUUCCGGAUCAGACGCUACGAGGUUGACCCUGAUCUGGCAUCUCCCAAAACCCACGAGCUCGCCAGGCAAUGGUUGUCGGACUGCCGCAACAACCAUGAGAACUGUGUCUCCGACCGGAAGCACGAACUACCCACCAGAGUCAUUGAUGUAGAAGCAGGCGGUACUAGCCACGUACGACUGGUUUUAACCCGCGGCGUCAGAGAUGCUUAUGCCGCUCUUAGCCACUGCUGGGGCGGUGCGAUCUCUCCCUCGUUGACAACCGAGACCCUGAGACCGUUCCAGGAUUCCAUCCCCGUUGGGUCCUUACCGCCGAACUUUUGCGACGCCAUUACAAUCACUCGUGAAAUAGGCCUUCGAUUCUUAUGGAUAGACUGUCUUUGCAUUCAGCAAGACUCAAAGUCGGACUGGGAGACUGAAUCUAAGAAAAUGGGCUCGGUUUACCGCAACUCGACAGUGACUAUCUCUGCCAUGGUUUCGACAGGGAGCAAAGCGGGCAUUCUUAAGACAGACCUGGGUGUACCCUUGAAGAGUGAACCCAUUACCAUCGGCAUGUCCAAUAUCAAUGGCAGCAGUCGCAUCUCCAUUCAAAGAAAGGACCCAGACGAAGAAAGUCUCCGCCGCCUUGACACAGAAAGUGCACUGCAGACGAGGGGUUGGACACUCCAGGAAUACAUACUGUCCCCGAGACAUAUUAUGUACGGCAAAAGCAUGGUGUACUGGAGGUGUCCCCAGGAAUUUAUCUCACCAGAUGGGCUGUCUUCUGGCAAUAAAUCGCCAGAGACCCUCUACAAAAAGUUGACAAACGUCAUCUACUCUGACGUCCUCAGCUCCCCAAGGACAACCCCAUUUGAUAUAAAAGUUGUCCUCGACGACUACUACGAUCUGAUCAGCGCUUAUAGCGGGAGAAGACUGACGUACGCAUCCGACAAACUUCCAGCAUUUUCGGGUCUGGCGCAACGUCUCCAUCCAGUCGUAGGGGGAGACUAUUUGGCCGGUCUUUGGACCGCCGACUUUCGACGUGGACUCUUGUGGAUUCCCGAGAUGAAGUUUUGCCGCCACAGCAACGAUGAGUACCGCGCUCCGUCAUGGUCCUGGGCCGUGACAGACGACAAGGUGCUCUUUGAGCAAUCCGUCACACUGGGGCCGAGUCCCUCAAGCGCUCAGCUCCUAGACUACACUGUUCACCCAAGAGUCCCGGAUAACCCAUACGGUGAAAUCUCGGCGCUGAAGCUUGUGCUGAAGGUUUUAACAAAGCCACUGGUCCGCAGUCGCCAGGUCAUCGGUACCAUUUUGGAUCGUGCCUCAAUAGGGAGUGCCGUAUUCGACGAACCCGCGGGCGAUGAGGACCUGACGACAAUGGGAUCUCCAGAGUUAUUCAGAGUUCAAGAGGAAGAUAGGGAUUAUGUUGUGUCGGUCAUUUCUAGACCGGGAGACGAAACGCAUUGGGAAUUGAACUUGGCUCUGUACCGGGAGGACGAGUACACGCUGAUACUGGUUCACACUGAUGACAGCUCGGAGGAAGAACCAGGUUGGUCAAGUUCUCCGGCGCUUUGCUUGAUCGUCCGUCAGAGAGCCGACAAUACUGAAGAGUUAUACGAGAGAGUUGGAUUCGCCCGGUUACAGACGCCCAAGUUGUCUUGGCUGGAGACCUGGGAACGGCAGGUCUUGACGCUAGUUUAA